GCGCGACGCGUGCCACUUCGCGAAUCUCGAUUGAGGCGGGUUGCCUUGGUACCAUCUCCGCACCAUUUUUCCAGCCUCAGCAAUUGACCGGAUGGUUAUGUUCUUUUUCUGUUUCCUCUUCUUGCCUUUGCAUUUGGUCUCUUAUUUUGCGUAGAAUUAUCUUUGGUUCCAGGGCCGGGAAAGGCACUGGGGCCCUUGGAGCAGCACCUGGCAUGCCAUUGCCAGUGACCAAACCCAAAAUUCCCGAAUACCCCAGACCAGUCUCGCCCAUCUGCGCCGAUGAGAUACCCGUUUGUGACAAUACAAUAAUAUAUUACGAUGGAAAUAAAGACGUUGAAGAGGAUCCCGAGCACAGAGCUGCGAAAAGACGUCGGAUCGAGACUUACGCUGCAGCUUACCGCCGGGGAGAGUCGUUAUUUAUCGCUACGGCCCAGCUGAAGGGUCCUUUCGACAAGGGCUGGAAGAAUCCAUGGGCACAAAAGAGGAGACUCGGAACGAGAACCACAACCGCUGCAAAGCGGUCCACGAGGUCCAGCAAUCGGACGACAACGGCAGUCAAUGAGACUGCUGGUGCUCGUAAAGCUGCGGUGCGGAAUGAGGGACCAUCUUGUGCCCCUCCGAGGAAGAGUCUACCACCAUCACCGCAGAUAGACGCGGAUGAAGCUGUGCGGCCAGAGUCCUCGAAAGGGAAUGCCCUGGCGUUGAAGCGAGAGCCCUUUUCUGCAACUAAGGGCUCCACCCAUGCGUCCCCAUCUAGGAGAGGCAAGGCUCGAUCGGAAGAAAACAUCAAGCCAGAGGUGGAACAUUGGCUCAAGAGGAACGAUUCUUAUAUGCAAGCUGACGACGCCGCCCAAGUAUCAUUUUCCUCUCCAUUGACGAAGAAGAGCCCACACCCACACCGGAGAACGAAGAAGUGGGAAUCUUCACCGAUGCAGGCUCCGCCCCUGCUUGAUCCGUUGGUAGGCAUAGUGGUGAAAAGCCUUCGUACCGAAGGUCCCAUUGUCUCUGCGGGUUCGCAAGAAAAUGGUCAGCAUUCAGAGGACUUGCGGUCAGGGGUGCCGUCUACUAAGCGACCGGUUACCACCAGAGGUUUAGGGAGCUUCUCAGGGCAAGCUGAAGCUCACCAGGAGGUCGCCAUUCCGGCACAUACAGCUGUGCAUGUUAAUCCACUUCCGGCAGAGGAGACUCACGUACAGUUUGCAAACAUACAUGCAGCACCGAGUGCUGACUUGACUACACCCAAUUCUCCUCGCGGCAGCCGGCUGGCUAACUCGACGCGCGAGCCCCGUCCAAAUACCCUAGGGGCACUCGCCUCUCCACUCGAACCAACUAUAUCUAAUAUCCUCGAUCAACACGGUGGACAACUCACCACAGAGGCGGCUACAGACUCCACGUCGUUACAUGCAGCAGUACUCAAGCCAUCGCCCGUGACGAAGUCAUUCGCUGCUAGCCCCGAAGACAGGGUACAUACCAACAAAACUCACAGCCUUCCGUCUGCGCAAGUUCCGGCUCAGCAGACUCUGCCAUCUGGUCCUUCAGAUCUUUCCAGCAACGGCGAGAUGUCUGAACUACAAACUAUCCAGGCUCUACCGGCUGCGACCGAGGUCCAGUUGACCGACGAAGUUGCCGUUUUCCUGGACGUAAUGUCUGAGCACGACUCUGCCACUCCGAAAGGUGGAGAGCAGCCCAAAAUGCCAACGACUGAUAACACACCGGGCGCGAAGUCGGCUGGUACUACAAUACAAUCCUUCGAGCCAGUCACUGCUCGAAAGCGAGCUGCAAAUUCUGUACGAGGGGAUUCGCAUUCGCCAACGAACAUGAAAAAUUGUGCAGCGACAGCAGCCCGACUGACGAAGACGAAAAGGGCAAAGAAAACGUCUUUUAAUACAACAAGUCAAAGGUCUCCAGCAGGGACAUCGACAUCUCAAGGAUCAAUCACAUCAGCUAUGAAAAUCGCGAAGCCUGCUACUGCACUUCAUCUUAAUCAGAAUGAGGUGAAACUGGAGGGCAAAUACACAUUGGCAGAUUCCGAGUCUGAGUCUGAAUCUAAGUCUUUGGAAGAUGACAAUGACGAUGACACGGGAAAGACAAAGACACCAACACCUUGCGGGGGCUUGGGAAUGGGACCAGGACGCUUUUCAAAAUAUGAAGGAGGGCGAGGGCGGCUGGCUCGUAACCCGGACUCGAACUCGAACUCGGGUCCGAAAAGCAUUCUUAAACCCUCGGGCCCUCUUCCUGCAUCUUCGUCUUUGGGGGUUCGGGCUCGAAUCUCCUCGGUUAAGGGGGGAGAAUCGUCUUCUUCCUCAAAGCACUGGCAAGACGCGCAACCACAGCCAGUAAAGCUUAGGGCUAUGGCUGUGGAGGCUGGAUCUCAGUCCCAGGUAUGUACUGGGAGCGGUGAUGUUGGUGGGUCUGGGUUUGAUCUUGAUGCCGCGAUCGAUGAUUUGGGUAGUUUUCUGGGGACGUGGGAGGCGGAGAAGGAAGCUGCUCAGUUGGGGAAUAUGAAUCAUUCGCAGCGCUCGUUCAUUGCGGGUGAGACGGUAUAGGUAUAGGUCAUGUCCUGAGAGUACUAGUAUACCAGGGGACAAUGACAUUUCAUUUAUGACAACAGGAAACAUUUGGUCCUUUCUUUUGGCCGGAGGAAGGGAGUGUUUGGGGGGUCGGGCUUUUGUUUAGUCAGGCUUUGCCGACUUGUAGAGAGAGCAUCAGCGAGUCUCCUUGCCUUAGCUAGGUAUGGUCAAGGACGAUACCACUGCCACUGCAGUGGCUCUACUGUAGGUAGGUAGUCAUACUAGUAUUGACGGACGAAAUCACCUAGU
Exophiala dermatitidis NIH/UT8656 is the source of this 2819-nucleotide messenger RNA. RefSeq lists its product as uncharacterized. The transcript has a single exon. The coding region runs from base 213 to 2546 and encodes 777 amino acids. NCBI's taxonomy places the organism in Eukaryota, Fungi, Ascomycota, Eurotiomycetes, Chaetothyriales, Herpotrichiellaceae. The record is from RefSeq and is a predicted model, not a curated record.